GGGACUGGAACAAUAUGUGACUCGAGGACAGGAGCUGCCAGCUACCAUGGAUGGGGACAAGGUCUGUGCAAUGCCAGGUGCCCAAGCAAUGGUCUUCAGGUCCCGAAUCUGGGAUGUCAAUCAAAAAUCCCUUUACCUACAGAAUGAUGAGCUGGUGGCAGGAUACCUACAAGGUCCCAAUUCUGCUCUGGAAGAGAAGAUUUACUGGAUUCCUAACCGUAACUUUAAUCGUGAGAAGUUCCCGAUCAUCCUGAGUAUUAAGGAUGGGAGUCAGUGCCUGGCCUGCUCCUUCGGGGCCCAACCUGUGCUCCAGCUUGAGAGCAUCCGCAUCUCAGACCUGUACAAUGACAGCAAGGAGGACUCUACCCGCUUUACCUUCUUCCGGUCUUACAAGAAUGGGAUGUGGCGCUUUGAGUCUGCUUCCCACCCAGGCUGGUUCCUUUGCACCUCCUCCAGAUCCAACGAGCCCCUCGGCCUCACGCAGAACCCAGGAUCGGCUCAUGUCAUUGACUUCUACUUUCAGUUACUCUGAGCCUGAGGGCCGACAGAGAAAGAGCUCACGUGCAUGGGCACCCAGGGCUCCUCACUCAGUAUUUCUGUUGUUCCCAUGAUCUUCCCCCUGAAAGUCUGAUUUCUUGCCUGGGUCAGCUCUAGAGGUGGCUGAGAAUGGGGGAACACCCAGAAAUCCCUCAUAGCCACAGAGGUAUAUUUUCUGGGCAGAUCACAAGACCCCUCCUGUAUUCAACAUUUGGUUCUCAAGAGUGUCCAGGCGGCAGCUACAGGAAACUAACAACCAAGUAGGGAUGUCAGCCUCCAGGUGGGACUUGGGGGAACCCCUGGAAUUACAGGUCAUAUUCAGGCCC
Gekko japonicus is the source of this 863-nucleotide messenger RNA. RefSeq names its product interleukin-1 receptor antagonist protein-like. The transcript is spliced from 5 exons. The record is from RefSeq and is a predicted model, not a curated record. Gene Ontology annotation, molecular function: interleukin-1 receptor binding; cytokine activity. Bases 47 to 532 code for a protein of 161 amino acids. NCBI's taxonomy places the organism in Eukaryota, Metazoa, Chordata, Lepidosauria, Squamata, Gekkonidae. Gene Ontology annotation, biological process: cytokine-mediated signaling pathway; positive regulation of gene expression; cellular response to lipopolysaccharide.